Messenger RNA from Eupeodes corollae, 885 nucleotides. RefSeq names its product proteasome subunit beta type-1 (gene Prosbeta6). Gene Ontology annotation, cellular component: proteasome core complex. The record is from RefSeq and is a predicted model, not a curated record. Bases 108 to 803 code for a protein of 231 amino acids. NCBI's taxonomy places the organism in Eukaryota, Metazoa, Arthropoda, Insecta, Diptera, Syrphidae. The transcript has 2 exons.
UCAAAGUCUAACCAAAAAAAUAAUUGUCAUCGCAUCAUCGGCAUAGUUGCAAAAACUUCUUCAAAUUUAUAAAUUUGUUUUCCAAAUUUUGUUUAAUAAAAAAAAAUAUGUUGCGUGCUGAAAAUUUCCCCGAAUACCGUGUACCCGGAGUACAACAUGACGAUUUCUCCCCUUACGAAUCUAAUGGCGGGAGCAUCGUGGCCAUUGCUGGAGAUGACUUUGUCGUUGUUGCAGCCGAUAGCCGAUUGAGUAGUGGAUAUUCCAUUCACACUCGUGACCAGAACAAGCUUUUCAAGCUAUCACCACAAACAGUUUUGGGCUCGACUGGCUGCUGGUGUGAUACUUUGGCAUUGACUGCUUUGGUCAAAGCUCGUAUGCAAAUGUAUGUUCAUACUCAUCAGAGGACAAUGUCAACUGAUGCUGUGGCCCAAAUGUUGUCCAUUCUAAUGUACAACAAACGUUUUUUCCCAUACUAUGUGUCGAACGUUCUGGCCGGUUUGGAUGCCGAAGGUAAAGGUGUCGUUUACAGCUACGACCCUAUUGGACAUUGUGAACGGGCCAAAUAUCGUGCUGGAGGUUCCUCAGGACCACUAUUGCAACCGGUGUUGGACAAUCAGAUCGGUUACAAGAACAUGCAAUUAGAUGAGAAGCCAGUUUUGACUAAGGAACGUGCCACCGCAGUUGCUAUUGAUACUUUUAUUUCAGCAGCUGAACGUGAUAUCUACACUGGUGAUGCUGUGUACAUUAAUAUCAUCACCAAAGAUGGUGUUGAGGCUAAGGAGAUUCCUUUGAGGAAGGAUUAAGCGAGGAUAUUUCUUUUUUUAAUGAAUUUGUAAUUGUGUACUGGUCUCCGGUUAAUAAAAUUAAUUAAAACUAAAUGAAUAA